UGGUCGUAGCCUACACUUGGUCGUACAAUGCACUUUCACUCUCAAUCAAUGCACUAUACGACCACCCUUCAGUUCCAGUGUGACUCAUUUUACACAACCACCUUUAAAGUCUCUAGACACGACAGUUCAUUGAGUGGAACAUGUAAUGCACGAGCUAAAAUGUCUGCAUGUCCCCCACAGCGCCCUCAGAACACCGGGGGAGGCUGCAUUUUCUGGAUUUCCUGUUCUGUCCUUUCAUAUCACGGCGUAAAACCACAGUGCUCACAAUAAGUUUCCACCACUGACAGAACAACAGCUAGCUUUCAUAAGACUUGCUAUGAAAAUAAUGUGCUUUUUACAUUAACGCGGGGUCGACAGGAUUAAGGACGCUUCUACUCAGAAACUCACGGACUUUCACCUCUAUCCCGAUGGGGAACCGAAAAUCACAGUACUAACUCAAAUAACGAACAAUGCAUUUAUUACAAUUCUAGCAAGUGGCAGUUGAUGCGAGCAGAUCUCUAAAAUCUUAUUUACCCAAGGACAUGGAAAACAUAACCGAAUUCCAAAUUAACUUCCAGCGCUAUCUCUUUACACCCGUCUACAGUCUGGUCUUGUUUUUCGGAUUGAUUGGAAACCUCGGAGCUUUGUAUUACUUCAUCUUUAAAAUCAAACAGAAAUCUCCUUCAAACAUAUACAUCAUAAACCUGGCUGUGGCUGACAUGAUUUUCUUGUUCGCCCUGCCAUUUCGAAUCCACUACCACCUCAAUGACAGCAACUGGAUAUUUGGCGAUGCCAUGUGUCGCAUCACUGGUACGAUCUUCUUCGCCAACAUCUACAUCAGCAUCAGCUUCAUGACCUGCAUUUGCGUGGACCGCUACAUCGCCACCCUCCACCCUCACACCUACCUGAAGCUUCGCAACACGAAUCUCACAGCGCUGGUGAGCACCGCUGUAUGGUUGGUCUCUGGGUCGGCUAUGUUGGCAUUUAUGUUAAAAUGCCCAUUAUCAAGCAAAGGGAAAAUGUGUUUUGAGGGCUUCAGUCAAAAAGAGUGGAGCGACUUGGCGCCUUACAGCAUAAGCAGUCUUAUUUUUGGAUCCCUUCUGCCCUCUGCGGUCAUCCUGGUUUGUUACCCCAUCGUGGCCCAUCGCAUCGCCCGGAUCAACAACUCCACCGCCCGCGGGGCACGGCGGAUCAUCUACGCCAUCCUAACCAUCACCCUUCUGUGUUUCCUUCCUUAUCACAUCGUGCAUCUUGCAUACCUCAUGACACGCUUGGAAAACAUUAAAGAGAAUGACAUGAUUUUCAUCAUCCGUAGGGUGACCAUGGCUCUGGUCAGUCUAAACAGCAUGUUGGACCCGCUUCUGUACUACUUUGCCACGGGUCACUACAAGUGGAGGCUCAAAAGACUGAGGCUGAAGAAGAAAAUGGGUGUUUUUUCCAUUUCCAAUAGCUUUUGAGCUUCUGAAAGCUUCGUUCCAACUGAACUAUUUCAAGAGAGGAAAGAAAGCACCUAAAAUUAAUCCGUAAAGCCAAAAAACUGCAAUACAGAAAUAUGGACUCCAGUGUGGCUUGAACAAUCGGAGUCAGGAUUUUUCUCAUAUAAUUGUACUAAUACAGUGCCAAAAUCAAACAAGGAAACUUAUUGAUAGACUGAUAUAUUGGCCAAUAUUUGGCUUUUUUUAAUGAUCUUGGCAGCUAAACUGAUUCCCAACUGAGUCGGCUCUGAAUUUUACUGACUGUCAUUUCAGUGGUUCAUGGAAUUUUGUAUUUUUUUUUGUGUCUCGUUUCAUACCAUUUAAAUAUUACAUAUAUUAGUAGAUGUAAAUGUCUGUAUCAUCAUCACUGCAUUUUGU
Messenger RNA from Carassius carassius (crucian carp), 1832 nucleotides. Its product is annotated as lysophosphatidic acid receptor 6-like. Gene Ontology annotation, biological process: G protein-coupled receptor signaling pathway. Bases 522 to 1436 code for a protein of 304 amino acids. Gene Ontology annotation, molecular function: oxysterol binding; G protein-coupled receptor activity. Gene Ontology annotation, cellular component: membrane. NCBI's taxonomy places the organism in Eukaryota, Metazoa, Chordata, Actinopteri, Cypriniformes, Cyprinidae. The transcript has 2 exons. The record is from RefSeq and is a predicted model, not a curated record.